GAAAAUGAAUGCAUUGUGUAAUUUGGAGAACAUGAGGUCAGAAGGACUCGAAACCCAGUAAACGUCAGUUUCAAUAUAAAAACGCUUUGCUUUUGUUGCUUUUUGUUGACUUUUAAUGCUUGCUCUUUGUAAAUCAGAAAACUUCGCUCUUCGUGUUUGUCGGCGCUUAAGUUAAAGGCUAAAGUCAAGUGAUCUGCGCACAUGGAGUUAACGAGUAAGCGAAUAGUUAAUCUUCUCCCGCCGUGCUAAAAAAUAAUAAAGCAAAAGUAAUAAAGUUGGAGAGCAAGCACCGCAGUGUGUCACCAGUGUAAAGACAGGAAAACUUCAAGGUUUUGUCGCUAUGGAUCUUAAGACGUUUUGCAGGAAGCUGUGGUGCGCGCGCCAGCAACUCAUCCUUAUUCUUGCUCCGCUUCUCCUGCUUCCUCUGAUCUACUUUGUGCCGCCAAAGGAGGGCAAGUGCCUGUAUGUGGUGUUGCUGAUGGCAGUGUACUGGUGUACUGAAGCUCUCCCAUUGGCUGUAACUGCAAUGCUUCCCGUGUGCCUCUUUCCCACCAUGGGAAUCUUACCUUCUAAGAUGGUCUGUCAGCAGUACUUUAUUGAGACUAACUUCCUGUUUCUCAGUGGCAUAGUGAUGGCAUCUGCAAUAGAGGAGUGGGGUCUCCAUCGGCGCAUAGCCCUCAGGGUAUUGAAGAUCGUAGGAGUGAAACCUGCCUUGUUGAUUUUAGGGAUGAUGAUUACUUCCUCUUUUCUGUCAAUGUGGUUGAGCAACACAGCUACAACAGCCAUGAUGCUGCCUAUUGCUAAUGCCAUCCUGGAAAGUCUGUUUGGUAAUCUGGAGAUUUUAAAAGAGAAGUGCAAGGUCAAGAGUGACCCCGAAGGUGAAGCUCAGGUGAAGAUGCAUGAACUGCCUUCUGAAAAACAGACACUGACAACAGGGGACAGGCCUGAUGUGACCGACAUAUCAGAUCAGAAGACUCAGGAAGAGGUCAGAAGAGAGGCGGAAUACCAAAUGAAAGUGUGGAAAGGAUUUCUUAUUUGUAUUCCCUAUGCUGCAAGCAUCGGAGGAACAGCCACCCUUACGGGCACUGCUCCAAAUCUGAUCCUGGUGGGACAGCUAAAGAGCUCCUUCCCUGAAUGUGACCUCAUAAACUUCGGCUCAUGGUUCAUCUUCGCCUUCCCCCUUAUGUUAAUCUUCCUCUUCGUGGGCUGGGUCUGGAUCGCUUUCCUCUAUGGGGGGCUCAAUACACGACUGUGCAUCAAUAAACACGACGAACGUGCGGCCGCAGAAGAAAAAGCCAGAGCCAUUAUUGAUGAAGAUUACAAAAAACUGGGCCCAAUAAGAUUUGCAGAAGGAUCCAUCGCUUUCUUCUUUGUCCUUUUUGCCAUUCUUCUGUUCAGCCGAGAUCCAAAGUUUGUAACAGGAUGGUCUGUUUUCUUUAAGAAAGGCUAUGUGUCUGACGCUGUUACUGGAGUAAUCAUUGUCUCUAUCCUCUUCUUCUUUCCAUCCCAGUGUCCAUCUCUCCGCUGGUGGUUUGAUGCGAGAGCCGCAAAUACUCCGUAUGUGCCCCUGUUGUCAUGGAGAAAGGCUCAGGAGUGUGUACCGUGGAAUAUUAUUUUGCUGCUGGGCGGUGGGUUCGCAAUGGCCAAAGCCUGCGAGGAGUCAGGAUUAGCAGUGUGGAUAGGAAGCCACUUAGAGCCUCUCGCUCAGGUCCCUCCUUCAGUUGCUGUCAUUCUCAUCACAGCCUUCAUCGCUUGCUUCACUGAGUUCGCCAGUAACACCGCCACCAUCAUCAUCUUCCUCCCUGUUAUUGCUGAACUGGCCAUUCGUCUGAAAGUCAAUCCACUGUACUUCAUGGUUCCAGCAACGGCGGGUUGCUCAUAUGCAUUUAUGCUUCCCGUUUCCACACCGCCCAACUCGAUCGCCUUUGCCUCUGGACACCUGCUUGUCAAGGAUAUGGUGAAAACUGGGUUUGUGAUGAACAUCCUGGGUAUUAUGUGUGUAGCUUUGGCUAUGAACACAUGGGGUCUUUAUAUGUUCAGUCUAGACACAUAUCCUGACUGGGCGAGACCUUUAAACACUACCUCAGUAACCGUGCUUCCACAUACUCUAUUAACUACAAAUUUGACACCAACUGUAUUAACUACAAAUAUGACCGGUUAGAGAACCAUACUAUGAUACAUAUAAUAAAGCUUAGGUUUUUAAAAACAGGUUUGAGGGCUAUAACACUGUAAACAUUCAUACAGAUGUUGUAUAUAUAGUGUAGAUAUCAGACUAAAACAAAUACAGAAGUUGCUAAACUGGGAAACUUCCCGCUAAGGAUGGUUCACAUGACUUCACUUCCUGUUCAGGAAAAGGAAAAAAUCUUGGAAAUAUUUCAAUUGUUUAUGUGUAAAGAUCAACCCUGAUUUUGUAUUUAAUUUUAACAUAUGUUUGUAGAUUGUACAUUUGUUUCACUGAUAUAAUUUAUAUUAAUAUUGUAAAUUUGUUGUAAAUGUAAUUGUUGUGAGUGUUCCAGUAUGAAUAAUUUUGGAAAAUAUCCCUGAUAAAUUGGUAUGAUCUUGUGUUUAUAAAUACUGAUUAAAACUGUGAUCUACCCGAACAUUUGCCUCUAACCAGAACUAGUUUAACUACUCAAACAAUAUUCGAUAAUCACAGAAAGACAAUUUAGUUUGAUAGUCAAUUGGGAUUUAAAAUGUAUGGAUGACCAAAAAAGACACUAAAAUGUACAAGUUUUAUGAAAACAAAAACAGUCAGCCCAACACAGAUAUUUCAUAACAAAAGUUGCUGAUGUUUGAUGAUUUUGUGCACACUUCCCAUUCUAAAACAUGAUUUUGAAUCCUUUUACGCUGUAUUUUCCUUAUAAGGCUCCCUAGAGUAAAAGAGCAGUUUAGUUUUUAUUUGUGGUGUCAUGUGGUGUAAGCAUGUGUUGUGAUGCAUGUACCAGCAGCACAGUGUUAUCUGUUUGGUUCUCAUGUUGGUCUUAUGAGUCAGUGUGCAUGUGUUCAGUACCAAGUACUCAGAGUCAUAGGAUUGUGUGUGUAUAAAUAGUGUGUACUCAGUGCCCAGGUCAAUAUGAAGCUGAAAAGUUUUGCUGUGAUGUUAAGAUAAUUCUGUAAACUUAUUCAAACCUCUUUGUAUUUAUUGACAACAUGAUGAUGACAUUAAGAAAUCGGUCUCUUUCUCUGGUCUUUCUCAGGUAUGUCAGUAUUUUCUAUAAUGAUAAUACGUGCCUCCAAACAAGUAACCAAUAUUAUUGUUAAACUAAUAAAAACCGCUGGGUUUUAAUUUAACCUAUGCUGAGUUGUUUCAACCCAAAAUGCUGGGUUGUUUUAAUUUAACCCAUUGUUGGGUCAAAUGUAAACAUUUUCUAGGUUAAUUUAACCUAACUGCUUUUUGACCCAAUGGUGGAUUGAAAAUAGCCAAGAAUUUUUUUUAAAGUGUAUAAUUUUCUGUUAUUACUAAAUGAUAUAGUAAUGUGUAAUGUGUUACACAAUACUCUAUCUAUCUAUCUAUCUAUCUAUCUAUCUAUCUAUCUAUCUAUCUAUCUAUCUAUCUAUCUAUCUAUCUAUCUAUCUAUCUAUCUAUCUAUCUAUCUAACAACUUUAUAUUUGUACUAUUAAUCUCUAUACUGUAAAGACAAUAAACAAAUAAAGGGGUAAUUGAGGGUUUGGAAUGUUUUUGGGGGCCUUACUCCUUUUGGGAAGCUCUUUUUAUAUCCUAAUGUACUGUUGUUUAAGGGAAAUUCCACU
This is a messenger RNA of Paramisgurnus dabryanus, 3750 nucleotides long. RefSeq names its product solute carrier family 13 member 3 (gene slc13a3). Gene Ontology annotation, biological process: succinate transmembrane transport; citrate transport. Lineage: Eukaryota; Metazoa; Chordata; Actinopteri; Cypriniformes; Cobitidae. Gene Ontology annotation, cellular component: plasma membrane. Gene Ontology annotation, molecular function: citrate transmembrane transporter activity; succinate transmembrane transporter activity; sodium:dicarboxylate symporter activity. The record is from RefSeq and is a predicted model, not a curated record.